AUGCCGUGGGGGUGUCUCCGGCUGCGGGAGGAGAAGAACUACAACUCCGUGGGCGACAUCACGGACAAGUACGAGAUCGGGGAGCUGCUGAGCGCGAAGGAGUUCUGUGAGCUGUGCCUGGCCCGCGAGCGCCGGACCGACCGGCUCGUCGUCUGCAAGCGGUUCCGGAAGAAGGACGGCAGGAAGGUUCGCCAGGCAGCCCGGAACGAGAUCCUCAUCCUGAAGAUGGUGAGUCACCCCAACAUCCUCCAGCUGAUUGACACCUUUGAGACACGCAGGGAAUUUUACAUCAUCCAGGAGCUGGCGACGGGCGGGGACGUGUUCGACUGGAUUCUGGACCUGGGCUGCUACACGGAGCGAGAUGCCAGCAGCCUGAUCCGGCAGGUGCUCGAGGCCCUGGCCUAUCUGCACAGCCUGCACAUCGUGCACCGCAACCUCAAGCUGGAGAACCUGGUCUAUCACACCCAGCAAAGCCGCGCCAAGGUUGUGCUCCGGGAUUUCUACCUGUCGCGCUUCGAGAACGGAGCCAUCACUGAGCCCUGCGGGACGCCUGAGUACCUGGCCCCCGAGGUCAUCGCCCGCCAGCGGUAUGGGCGCCCCGUGGACUGCUGGGCCGUGGGGGUCAUCCUCUUCAUCCUGCUGUCGGGGAACCCCCCGUUCUACGCCGAGGCGGAGCAGGAGUCUGCCCGGGGCCAGGACCGGCAGCUCUUCCGUCAGAUCCUAGCCGGGGAAUACAGCUUCGACCCGCCCUACUGGGACGAGAUCUCCCCCGCCGCCAAGAAGCUGGUGUCGCAGCUGCUGGAGGUGGAUCAGGACCAGAGGAUCACGGCGCAGGAGGCCCUGGGACACGUCUGGAUCGCGGGCAACGUGGCUUCGGAAAAGAACCUCAAGGAGGGGGUCUGUGCCCAGAUCGAGAAGAACUUUGCCAAAGCCAAAUGGCGGAAGGCCAUUCGAGUCACAACCUUCAUGCAGCGGCUCCGCGCCCUGGAGCCUGGCGUCCACCCCCCCAUGUCGGCCCCCGAGGUGACGGUGGAGGAGCCCCGCCCCACAGAACCCCCCACCACGGAGCGACCGAGUGAGCCAGCGGGGCCCACGGAAGAAAAGACGCAAUAA
Messenger RNA from Emys orbicularis (European pond turtle), 1113 nucleotides. Its product is annotated as caM kinase-like vesicle-associated protein. Gene Ontology annotation, biological process: peptidyl-serine phosphorylation. NCBI's taxonomy places the organism in Eukaryota, Metazoa, Chordata, Testudines, Emydidae. The transcript has 10 exons. The record is from RefSeq and is a predicted model, not a curated record. Gene Ontology annotation, molecular function: calmodulin binding; calcium/calmodulin-dependent protein kinase activity; ATP binding. Gene Ontology annotation, cellular component: intracellular anatomical structure. The coding region runs from base 1 to 1113 and encodes 370 amino acids.